Molecule: messenger RNA, 2154 nt
Organism: Cornus florida
Lineage: Eukaryota; Viridiplantae; Streptophyta; Magnoliopsida; Cornales; Cornaceae
Product: growth-regulating factor 3-like
Exons: 4
Coding region: 340-1809 (489 amino acids)
Biological process (GO): developmental process; DNA-templated transcription; regulation of DNA-templated transcription
Cellular component (GO): nucleus
Molecular function (GO): ATP binding
Source: RefSeq, a predicted model, not a curated record
UCUGACACUACUUUUAAUCUCUCAUCUCUUUCUCGCUCUUUCUUUUCCCCGCCCUCUCUCUCUCCAACUUUCUCUCUCUAAAAUGGUGAAUGGGUUAGCUGCAUGCCAGUGAGUCGUUAUGUGGCGUGAUGUUAAAUAUAGGCAGUUUUGGUUUUGUAUACAUCGCCUCUAAAGUAAAAACAACCCUUAUUUAGUACUCUCUCUCACACACAGUCUCACUGAGAAACGCAGAGACACGCGGAUCUUUUAUCACUGAAUACUCUACUGUUGUUGCGGUCUCUGCAGUUCGGACUCUCUGUCCUCUCUUUUCAAACUUCCCCACUCGCAGCAAAUGCAAAAAUGGAGCACCAAACACUUCGUAGCAUCCUUCCUGCUAACUCUGGAAAAGGUGGUGUUGGAGGCAGGAAUCACUGGGACAAGGCAUGGCCGGUGAUGAGUAGUAAAGGGGAGGGUCUAGUGAGAGAAGGAUCACCGUCGAUCAAGUUUGGUCUAGGGAUUGGUGUAUGCUCUGGAGGACCGAGCCAUUUGAUCCAAUCUGGGUUCACGCCUGUUCAAUUGCAUGAGCUCAACCUACAAGCCCUCAUAUUCAAGUACAUAGUAGCUGGUCUUCCUGUACCUUUCCACCUUCUGCUUCCCAUCCGGAAGAGUGUUGAAGCCCAUUUUGGCUCUGCUAAUGGUGGAAUCUAUAACCAGUUUCCAAGCUUCAUAGGAUUCAGUUAUCAGGGAUUGGAUUACAGGAGCGUGAUGGAUCCUGAACCUGGAAGGUGUAGAAGAACUGAUGGAAAGAAAUGGAGGUGCAGUAAGGAUGUGGUUCCGGAUCAGAAAUACUGCGAGCGGCAUAUGCACAGAGGUCGUAAUCGUUCAAGAAAGCUUGUGGAAGCUUCUGAGAUUGCUUCAGAAUCAGAUGCAAGCACAGCCAUCAAUUUUAGUACAACCGUCUCAACUCUCGGUUCUAGUAGCACUUAUAAAACAAAUGCCAAACACUCCACCACAGUCCCUUUAAACCUUCAAUUAAAGACCCCCUCUUCUGAUAUCAGCCGCAGCGCGCCGACCACUGUUAUUGCCACCACUAGCUCUAUCAGUAGCUUCAGCAGAAACAACUACACUUUUGAUGUUAAUAAAGGUUCAACUCCCCCACCCACCGCUAUCACCACCUGCACUGUUAGCAAUGGAAGCAAAAGCAAUGUUGGUGUGAAAAAAGAGCCCAUCACCACCACCACAACUACCAUCAAUGCUACUUUUGGCAGCAACAACAAUGGGAAUAGUAAUGACUGCAUUAGUAUUAAGGGUGGCUUCUGUGACCACAUCAAUGACAACAACAUCCACAGAAGUAGCAACUUCGGAAGCAAUGGUGGCAUUUACGGCAGCAAGUCUAUUGGAUUUGGCUUCUCCCCAAGGAGUGUUCUUCAAGGUGUUGCAGGUUGCAGCAACCCAUGUUUCAAUCAUAGAAAGGCCGAAGAACCUGAACCACAGAGAUGCAGAAGAACGGAUGGUAAGAAAUGGCGGUGUAACAGGGAUGUUGUUCCUGAUCAUAAGUAUUGUGGGAGGCACGUAAAUAGAGGUACAAAAAAGCUUGUUGUAGAUCAUCACCAAGUGUCUGUAGCUGCUGCUCCUAUCACUGGCAGUGCGCAACCACCCUGUCCUCUUGGUAUACCCAAAAAAGCAGAUAAUCAUAUGAACUUGAACACCAACCUCUCCAUCUCAAUCCCAGAGAGUCCUCAACCAACAAUAAAAAUUGAAAAAAGUACUACUAGCAGUAGUAGUGAUGCCACCACCAUCUCGGACGAAUUUAUCAGCGUCUCUCACUGAUUGGCUCUCUCUCUCUCUCUCUCCCUCUCUGUGGCCAAUGUGAUCUUGAGAUUGUUUUCGCUAUGAAGUACUGGUCAGAUAGAGGAAAGUUUGAGCCAUUGAGGACCUGGUUAUAUAAGGGGGAAACUGGAAUCCACAUGGUGUUGGCCUGAUCGUGAAAUACAUGGUUGAUAGGGCACCAUUAUAUGAACUAAUUUGUUUUUCUUGUAAGUAUUUGGAUACUAGUUUUUGGUGAUUCCAGAAUGAAGUGUUUUUCUGUGUUCAAUUUUCUUUAUAUAAACCAGGACUCAGAAUGAUUGUCAAUGCCAACAACAUGAAGCUAAUAUAGUUGUGCUUGUCGACAAA